Messenger RNA from Aureobasidium uvarum, 1035 nucleotides. The record is from the annotation of a GenBank genome assembly. Lineage: Eukaryota; Fungi; Ascomycota; Dothideomycetes; Dothideales; Saccotheciaceae.
AUGACGACUCAGUGCUCCCGCCAAAAACCCUCAGAUCCAGCAGGAGCCUCACCGCCAGCCACUACCGACAAGGAGAAUGCUGCCCCACGCCCACCAGUUCCUUCUUUUGCCGCACUCCCUCCACUCCGACAGCACUACUCCACGAGCACUCUCGAGAACAACUUUCCUAAACAGCCGCCAUACACCAUCCAGCGCCUUGCAGAGCUAGUCUUGCAUCCAAAGAGAUAUUAUCGCUACCUACCGCCCUUCCUCCAAGCCCUCGAUCGUAUCGUUUCCGUCACCAGUACAGUGAACGAAUUCCCUCUUGCUCACGCCAGCAUCGACACGGCAACCACAACCAACUUCCUGGCAAAUGGCGAGCCUGCCGAACACCAUUCCGAGCGCGAAGGCUUAGGAAGUGACGAAAGUCUAGGCGGCGCACUCCUCACUCCCAUUCCGUGGUUAAAGCGCGAAAACGGCCACCACGAUUUCCGCAGUGAAAGUCAGCAGACCAUAGAAGGUCCCAAUGGUGUCGGCGUCAUCGAGACCGUCUCGGUCUCGAACGGCGCAUCACUUUCACCUCAGGAAGAGGACACAAGAAGUCAUGAGCAACAUUUGCGCGCAGAGGGUGGUGUCACACAGGGCGAACUGCUACGUCAAGAGCAGGAAGCCGGUAUUGUACCUGUGGGCCAGGAAGUGCCCCGUCGCACUCUGAUGGCUAGUGGUUCUGCUAACGCCGUCGGUAGAGGCGGCGAGAACACACAAGCUGCAGAGGAAGAGGCAGGUGAGAAGCCCGAGGAGCACGCUCAUGCACGUGGACCUGAAGAGAUCGGAGCCGAGGACAUGGGACCCCAGCCGGACGCAUCUAUCGGAGCCACGAGACCCCUCAAUAUGGAAGCUGCAGCAGGAAGAGCCAAGUCGCCUGAGGUCUCGCGCGAUGACACUGCCACAGAAGGCACGACUGAAGGCCAGGAGGACAAGAAGGAGGAACUCAAGCCCGAACAUAAAUCGGAAGAAAAGGCCGAGCAAGCUGAUGAAGAGAUGACGGACGCAUAG